Molecule: messenger RNA, 1734 nt
Organism: Williopsis jadinii
Lineage: Eukaryota; Fungi; Ascomycota; Saccharomycetes; Phaffomycetales; Wickerhamomycetaceae
Product: amino acid transporter
Exons: 1
Coding region: 1-1734 (577 amino acids)
Biological process (GO): amino acid transmembrane transport
Cellular component (GO): membrane
Molecular function (GO): L-amino acid transmembrane transporter activity
Source: RefSeq, a predicted model, not a curated record
AUGUCGAAGUCAAUAACACCUUUCGAUGAGAAGGACGCCUUCGAGGUGGACAUUGAUCCUAUCGAACACCCAACAGCUUCAGACACCGAGAGUGAGCAGCUUAAUGCUCUUGGUGCACCUGUGGAGAAACAUAACCCGUUGGGUUUACAGUUGAAUUAUGUCUCUCUGUUCUAUAUGAUUGUCUCUGGAGUGGUGGGAACAGGUAUCUUUGGUACACCUGGUUCCAUCCUCAAACAGAUCGGUUCUGUUGGUGCAUCGUAUGUGCUGUGGGUUGUUGGGUUCAUCAUCACCCUCUUUAGAGUGUUGAUCUACGCCGAGUACGUCACGUAUUUCAAAGAUAGAUCAGGUGGUGAUGUUGCAUACCUCGAGCAGGCGUAUCCAAAGCCGGAAUUCUUGGUGCCAACCACCUACGCUGCCAUCAACGUGGUGUUUUCAUUUGCAACCUCGUCAGCCACGGCCUUUGGCUCCUAUAUCCUUCAAGCUGCAAAUGUUGAAAGAACAACGUGGAAUCAAAGAGGUAUCGGUGUUGCAGCUUUGGCAUUCACCACUAUCAUGUCAGCUCUCAGCACCAAAUGGAGUUUGAGACUGGCAAACUUCCUGGGACAUGUCAAGAUCAUUACCCUCUUGUUCAUUGCUAUCUCAGGCUUUGUUGUGCUUGGUGGUGGUACCAAGGUUGAGAAUCCGACAGCCAACUUCCGGAACGCAUGGGAGGGUACGACGACUGACCCAAAUGCCAUAGCAAACAGUAUCAUCAACAUCUCCUUUUCAUACGGUGGUACUGGCUAUGCGUUCAACUUGGUUUCCGAGAUGCCGUUGAAGAAGAGACUCAAAGGCUUCAGAGUCCUUGUGCCAAUCACCUUCUUCUUCCUGUUCGUGAUGUACAUCCUCUGUGUCACUGCAUUCUUUGCAGGCUCUGGCUCUCUGGAAGAGUUGAAGCAGUCAAGUGUCCUCACUGCUUCUCUCUACUUUGAGAACAUCUUUGGAGUGCCGGGGAGAAGAGCACUUGAUGUCCUGGUUGCCCUGUCUGCCCUCAGUCAUCUGUUCGUGGUCAUAGUGGGCCAUUCGAGAUCCUUGCGUGAGUGUGGUCGUCAAGGUGUUCUCCCAUACACAAACUUCUGGGUCUCUGUGAAGCCCUUUGACACCCCAUUGGGUCCAAUCCUGGUUACCUUCAUCAUCAACAUCAUUGUGCUUCUUGCACCACCAGCAGGUGAUGCAUAUAACUUUGUGAUUUCAUUGGGGUCAUAUUCUGGUUACAUCUUUGACUUCUUCCUCUCCUUAGGCCUACUGCUAGUGAGAAGACAGAGAAAGCAAAGAGGGCUUCCAAGUGCUGGGUUCAAAGUCCCACUGCCUCUAGUGAUCAUUCAAAUAUUGUUCCAGUUGUUUGUCAUUGCUAUGCCAUUGGUUCCUCCAAGCAACGGCUCGUUGAAGGGGUCCAACGUCAGCUUCUUUUACGCAACGUACUGUAUAGUGGUGAUUGGCCUCUUCCUUCUGUGUAUUGCUUACUACAUCGUUUGGCAGUUUGUGCUUCCAAAGUACGGUAAGUACGCACACAGGGUUGAGCUCUACACUUUGGAGAACGGUGCCAAGGGACAUCGUGUCGUCAAAGUGCCAUUGGACCAGGUGGAGGAGUGGGAUAAAACCAAGACCCAUAUUCAUCUAAGUGCGCCUGCAGAGGACAGUGACUCUCACAUCUCUUUGGACGAACUACCAACGGCAUCAACGACAAAAGCUUAG